ACCCCCUUCAAAAACCCAAAAGCUCAUUUUGCAAGCAAUUUCUCAAUCAAUCGAUGGCGUUAACGUUAGAUAACUGCGACGGAAUAAUGCUGUCGUUAGAUUCACAGAAAUCCGUUCCGGCGCCGUUUCUGACAAAGACUUACCAGCUCGUCGACGAUCCGGCCACCGACCACAUAGUUUCUUGGGGAGAAGACGACGCCACUUUUGUGGUGUGGCGGCCGCCGGAGUUUGCCCGUGACCUCCUCCCUAACUACUUCAAGCACAACAACUUCUCUAGCUUCGUCCGUCAACUCAAUACCUAUGGUUUCAGAAAGAUUGUACCGGACAGAUGGGAGUUUGCGAACGAGUUCUUCAAGAAAGGGGAAAAGCACCUUCUCUGCGAGAUCCACCGGAGGAAAACCUCCCAGCCGCAAGUGUCCCAUCAGAACCACCACCUCCACCACCACCACUUCGCCGGCGGACAAAGUUACAACAGCAGCUUCCCUAAUUACCCAAGCCGAGCCGACAGCAUCUCCCCACCCGAUUCGUCGGACGAAUACAUCCACCACCAGCAGCCGAUCAACAACAACAACAACUGGUGCGACUCGCCGCCGCCGCUCUCCUCCCCGACCGGCGGCGGCGUCUCCGUGGUGACAAACCCCAACUGCAGCGGCGGCGGCGGGUACAGCAGCGCCGUUUCGCUGACGGCGCUGUCGGAAGACAACGAGAGGCUGAGAAGAAACAACAACAUGCUGGUGUCGGAACUAGCACACAUGAGGAAACUGUACAAUGAUAUUAUCUACUUUGUCCAGAACCACGUCAAACCCGUAGCUCCGAGCAAUUCGUACCAUUCCUCUCUAUUCCUCUGCAACACUUCUUCUUCCUCACCGACCACCGCCGCCGCCGCCAUUAACGGCGGCUCCUCAAUUCUGCAGAAGCCCUUGAAUCAGCUGAUCGGGAGUACGUACCACCACCACCACCAACAGACGGCGGCGACGACAAACCCUAAUAAAGUUACUAACAACAAUAACAAUGGAUUGUUUGGAUCAUUGAACAUCAAUUCUUCUCCUUCAAGCAAGAUUGUUGAAGACAGAACGAAGCUGUUCGGUGUUCCGUUAAUCUCUUCGAAAAAAAGAUUGCACCCGGAAUUCAAAUCUUCAAUGGAUACAACAAACAAGACGAGAUUGGUUCUUGAGAAAGAUGAUUUAGGGUUCAAUCUCAUGCCUCCUUCUCCAUGUUAGUUAGUUCUUCUUAAUUCCACAUUUCUAGGAUAAUAUAUCAACUUAAUUAUUAAUUAAGCUUCUUUUUUUCUAUUUUAAUUAAUCAAUAUUAUGUUUAAUUUAGUCUUUACUUUGUGGCUCGGCUUUUUUGUAAAUACAUUAAUUAGCUUCGAUUAAUUUUGGUUAGAUCAUCAUCAGUAUUCAAAUGAUCAUGAAACUUAAUUCCCUCUUCUCCUUUUUUUUUCUUCUAAUUAUUUAAAUUAAAAAAA
Molecule: messenger RNA, 1468 nt
Organism: Erythranthe guttata (spotted monkey flower)
Lineage: Eukaryota; Viridiplantae; Streptophyta; Magnoliopsida; Lamiales; Phrymaceae
Product: heat stress transcription factor B-4
Biological process (GO): regulation of transcription by RNA polymerase II
Cellular component (GO): nucleus
Molecular function (GO): DNA-binding transcription factor activity; RNA polymerase II cis-regulatory region sequence-specific DNA binding
Source: RefSeq, a predicted model, not a curated record